Condylostylus longicornis is the source of this 1260-nucleotide messenger RNA. RefSeq names its product nuclear protein localization protein 4 homolog. The record is from RefSeq and is a predicted model, not a curated record. NCBI's taxonomy places the organism in Eukaryota, Metazoa, Arthropoda, Insecta, Diptera, Dolichopodidae. Gene Ontology annotation, cellular component: nucleus. The transcript is spliced from 3 exons. Gene Ontology annotation, biological process: ubiquitin-dependent protein catabolic process. Gene Ontology annotation, molecular function: ubiquitin protein ligase binding; ubiquitin binding. Bases 1 to 999 code for a protein of 332 amino acids.
AUGACUACGACUAAGAUGUUACGAAAUUGUCGGCGUUGGCAAUUGUUAUCUUUACUUAAAGGGUGCUCAGUCUCUCUACUGUUACGAUUAAAUAAUUUUUUGGCCCAUUUUAAGGUCAGCAACAUGGAGAAAAAUAAUAAUUAUGAUGAGAAUAUAGAGUUGAGUGAUACUCAAGAUGUGUUUGAUUUUCCAGUAUUAGAAGACAUUGUGGAAGACAAUGUUAUUUAUAAUUGUGACACUUCAAGUAGUGGUUCCGAAAUUAUACGACCAAAGAGACGACUGAUAAUGAGGAAAGGUCUAAAGAGGGACUGUGUUGUCUUCUCUACAAGGAAACAAAGAGAUGGCAGACGUCAAAAAAGUAAAUACUGUGACACUUGCCCAAGUAAACCCAGAAUGCACAUGGGAGAUUGUUUCCAAAGAUAUCACACAAUAGAAAAGGAUCAAUAUGGAAAUGAAGUACAACGUUUGGCACGUCCACUACCUGUUGAAUAUCUAUUGGUUGAUGUACCAGCUUCAACACCUUUAACUCCAUUAUAUACGUUCACAUCAUGUGAUCGUAAGGAAUCGUUUCCAGUUGAAAAUCGUUACAUUGACGGUCAUUUGCAAGAUUUUAAUGCAUUAAGCUCAUAUUUAUCAAAAUGGACUCCAGAACAAUUUUUGGAAGCUGUUUCAGAUUUUCAUUUCUUACUCUAUCUGUACAAAAUGGAUAUGUUACCAAUGAAAAAUAAUAUGAGCAAAUUAUUUGAAGCUGUUAAAAAUAAAGACAAAAAAUUGGCUGCAGAAUUUAAGAAAACUGAAGUUUGGGCAACAUUGGAAACUUUAAUAUCAGCUAGUUCCGGUUCAACUGGUGGAACUGGUACGUAUCCUGGCCAUUCUUCAUCAAAUUCUUCCACACCAGCUGCUGAUGGUGGUGCGGCAACAUCAUGGACUUGCAACCAUUGCACAUUCAUUAAUCGUAGUGAUUUGGGAACAUGCGAAAUGUGUGGAUUACCACGAUAAAUAUAAGGUUGUAGUGAAAAAAUUCCAGAUGAAUCCAUCAGACGAUCAUCAAUAAAAAUUAUUUAAUUAUGAAAAAAUGAAUAAAAUUGUAAUGAAAUUCUACAAAGAUUCCCAUUCUACUUUAUUACAUGAGUAUUUGAUUAAUAAAAUGUUUCAACAAACAAAAUUAUAAAUUUUGAAUAAUGUAAUUGAAAAAAAAAAUUAUUUAUGUAUGUAAUAUGAAAACUGUACCUAUUGCCGUAAAUUAUAUUUCACAGAAUU